Rhodamnia argentea is the source of this 1407-nucleotide messenger RNA. Its product is annotated as protein FLX-like 1. The record is from RefSeq and is a predicted model, not a curated record. Lineage: Eukaryota; Viridiplantae; Streptophyta; Magnoliopsida; Myrtales; Myrtaceae. Bases 308 to 1234 code for a protein of 308 amino acids. The transcript has 5 exons.
UCUCGUAGAGCCAAUUGAAGCAGACGGACAGUCUCUCUCCUCCUGAGUCUUCCAAUUGCUCCCACAACUCUUCGAAGGUCCUUCGUCUCCGCUCGUGUAGGAUUCUACAGUCUUUUUAGGAUGACUAGACGGCAAUGGUUCCUGCAUGCUCGAUGUUGAUAUUGAUGUUAGCUCUCGCAUUCUCUGUUCUGCGAUUGAAGUUGUUGGCGAAUAUCAGUUGAUCCGAUUAGAAGGCCGUAUUUAUCUCUUCUUGAUAUUGGUUUUUGUUGUGGCUGUCAGAAAACGUUGAGAAAGACAGAGACAGAGGAUGUCGGGAAGAAAUCGCGGCCCCCCUCUUCCACUGAAAGGUGCGCCUCAUGCGGGGCGUCCUCCUUCCAUCCGCGAGCUUCCAUUUAGUAGAGACCUAGGUGCAAUGACUCAUCCAGCAUUACUGGGGGAAUUGCGCGAAUCCCAACUUGGCAUGGGCCCUGGAAGGCGCCCUCCUCACCCUGCCAUUAUCGAGGAGCGUCUCGCUGCUCAACAUGAAGAUAUUCAAGGGCUCUUGGUGGAUAACCAGAGGUUAGCCGCGACGCAUGUUGCUCUCAAGCAGGAACUGGAAGCUGCCCAGUAUGAGUUGCAAAAGAUGGUGCAGAUCUCGGAUUCCUUACGAGCAGAAAAGGAUGUUCGGAUGAGGGAAUUGUAUGAUAAAUCAGUGAGGCUGGAAGUGGAUCUGCGUGCAGUGGACGCUAUGAGGGGUGAGCUUGUUCAGGUCAAUGCAGAUAUUAAGGAGCUUACGGGUGUAAGACAAGAGCUUACUGGGCAGGUGCAAGCAAUGACUCAAGAUUUGGCUAGGAUGACGGCAGACCUACAGCAGAUGCCGGCAUUGCGGGCAGAGAUUGAGACCAUGAAGCAGGAAGUACAGCGCGCUAGAGCUGCUAUUGAGUAUGAAAAGAAAGGAAGUGCCGAUAAUUAUGAGCAUGGUCAGGUGAUGGAGCAGAACUUGGUUUCCAUGGCCCGUGAGUUGGAGAAGCUUCGAGCAGAGAUUGCUAACGCAGAGAAGAGAGCUCGUGCUGCCGCUGCUGUUGGCAAUCCAGGCUACAUUACAGCUUACGCCAAUCCUGAAGUUAGUUAUGCUGGAAAUCCUUAUCCUGCUGGCUACGGCAUGCAUCCUAUUCCUGCUGGUCUGGAAGGCUACCCCCAAUAUGGACAUGUGCCUGCUGCUUGGGGUGCAUAUGCUCCUCCUGGACACAGAUAGACUAGAUUUGCAUAUCGAUGUAAGCUGAGUUAUAACUGUUACCUUAGGCUGCAACUCACUAGGUAUAUUAUUAGGACUGGCUUUCCAGUUGUCAUCGUACUUUUGGGGGUUUGCCUCCAUUAUAUGCUGCCUGAAGUUGUACCAGACGUUUUGUUAUUUAAUGAUGGUCUUCU